Nycticebus coucang (slow loris) is the source of this 4005-nucleotide messenger RNA. It is a transcript of the gene RTN4RL1, whose product is annotated as reticulon 4 receptor like 1. The record is from RefSeq and is a predicted model, not a curated record. The transcript is spliced from 2 exons. Lineage: Eukaryota; Metazoa; Chordata; Mammalia; Primates; Lorisidae. The coding region runs from base 485 to 1822 and encodes 445 amino acids. Gene Ontology annotation, molecular function: protein binding. Gene Ontology annotation, cellular component: plasma membrane.
GAGGCGCCCCGCUCCACCGAUCGCUAGGUCCUGCAAACGCGCGCCGGGCGCUUUCCCCGGAGCUCCGCGGUGCGUGCGAGCGCCCUUUUGCAGCAACCGCGGCAGUGGUGGCCCGAGGGGGCGGAGAGGAGGGGGCUGUGGCCGGCCGGCCGGGGGCGGCGUCCCCCCUCAAAACCGCCUGCAAAGUGCUCUGGGCGGCAGAAGCAGGCCGCCGGCCCGGCGGAGCAAGCUGCUCGCCCUGGGGCUGAGCGAGCGCGCUGGACUGCCCGGCAGCGCCGCGGUUGCUGGAGGGCGCCGGUGCUAUCGGCGCGGGGCUUGGGCUCACCAUGCCCCUGCGGGGUCGGGCUGCCGGGCACAAGUGGAUCCCCGGCUUGCCUCCACCUCGACGCGCUCGGAUUAGCUGCAGCUGGCGCCCAGGGUUGAAUCUGGACCCCAGGAGAAAGCGCGCUUAGGCCGACUUCGGAGCAACGGCCCCGCGGCCAACAUGCUUCGCAAAGGGUGCUGUGUGGAACUGCUGCUGCUGCUGCUGGCCGGGGAGCUGCCCCUGGGCGGUGGCUGCCCCCGGGACUGCGUGUGCUACCCAGCACCCAUGACGGUCAGCUGUCAGGCGCACAAUUUUGCUGCCAUCCCCGAAGGCAUCCCUGUGGACAGUGAGCGCAUCUUCCUGCAGAACAACCGCAUCACGCUCCUCCAGCAGGGCCACUUCAGCCCUGCCAUGGUCACCCUGUGGAUCUACUCCAACAACAUCACCUUCAUCGACCCCAACACCUUCGAGGGCUUUGUGCACCUGGAGGAGCUGGACCUCGGUGACAACCGGCAGCUGCGGACACUGGCACCAGAGACCUUCCAGGGCCUGGUGAAACUCCACGCCCUCUACCUCUAUAAGUGUGGGCUUAGCGCCCUGCCGGCAGGCAUCUUUGGUGGCCUGCACAGCCUGCAGUACCUCUACUUGCAGGACAACCACAUCGAGUACCUCCAGGAUGACAUCUUUGUGGACCUGGUCAACCUCAGCCACCUGUUUCUCCAUGGCAACAAGCUGUGGAGCCUGGGCCAGAACACCUUCCGGGGCCUGGUGAACCUGGACCGUCUGCUGUUGCAUGAGAACCAGCUGCAGUGGGUCCACCACAGGGCUUUCCACGACCUCCGUAGGCUGACCACCCUCUUCCUCUUCAACAACAGCCUCUCAGAGCUACAGGGCGAAUGCCUGGCUCCUCUGGGGGCCCUGGAGUUCCUCCGCCUCAAUGGGAACGCCUGGGACUGUGGCUGCCGGGCGCGCUCCCUGUGGGAAUGGCUGCAGAGGUUCCGAGGCUCCAGCUCUGCUGUUCCCUGCAUGGCCCCAGAGCUGCGGCGUGGCCAGGACCUGAAGCUGCUGAGGGCCGAGGACUUCCGGAACUGCACCGUGCCUGUGUCCCCGCACCAGAUCAAGUCACAUACGCUUACUACCACCGACAGGGCUGCCCGCAAGGAGCACCACCCAUCCCACGGCUCCACCAGGGACAAGGGUCACCCCCACGGCCAUCUGCCUGGCUCCCGGUCCGGCUACAAGAAGUCAGGCAAGAACUGCACCAGCCACAGAAACCGCAACCAGAUCUCUAAGGCGGGCGCUGGAAAGCAGGCCCCUGAGCUGCAGGACUAUGCCCCUGACUACCAGCACAAGUUCAGCUUUGACACCAUGCCCACGGCACGGCCCAAGAGGAAGGGCAAGUGUGCCCGCAGGACCCCCAUCCGUGCCCCUAGCGGGGUGCAGCAGGCCUCCUCGGGCAGUUCCCUAGGGGCCUCACUCCUGGCCUGGAUACUGGGGCUGGCAGUUACUCUCCGCUGAAGACCUAGGGUGUCAGCGCCCAGCACUGCCACUUGUCCACCAAGGAACAGCGUUUUUUUUCUUUUUUACAAGUGGAGGAUCUGCUGAGUUUCAGGAAAAGGCUGGUAGAGGCUUUGGCUGCUGUCUAGGCCCUCCCAUGUGGAUUAUAAACCCAAAGUGUACAGCCCUGGGCAGGAGGGGUUUAGCGCAUCUUACUCAGCUGCCCCAGCCAGCCCCCACAGAGCACCCGCGGACAGUGUCCAUUCCAGCAAUGUGGUAAAGGUGCACGACAUGAAUCCUUCAUUAGCAACAGUGGGACAAUUGCCCCUCGUGGGAGCUGGGCUCUGUGGAAUCUUGAUCAUCUGCAGAGGUUUGAAGGGCCCCCCUACAUUCCUGAAGGACACAAGACUUGGAGACCAAACGGGCUCACCAAGAGCCUGGGCCCACCAGCAGGCUGGGAACAUGCGUGCAGGUGGCAUCUCAGCUCUCGCCUGAGGCGGCUUAGACAAUCUGCCCUGAAUCCAACCCCAUGCCACCUUCAGCCCCUCCCUCGGUGGUCACGCCUCUCAUUCCUGACGUCUCAGGCAACCCUGGCAGACCCAGGCCCAACUGCUGGGGUCCAAGAACCAAUUACCAAAGGAAAGAUCAUCAGAGGCUGAAAUUUAGAACUUUAUCACGUGCAGUGAGGUUCUCACAGAAGGUGCAGUUUUAUAAUUAUGUCCACUUAUAUAUAUACAUGCCCUACAUAUACAUAGAUUAUACAGAUGCACAGGUCCCCCGCCCCGCUCCAUUACCAAACUGUAUGUCUUUUCAUGUUUAUAAACUGUACGGAAAACUGUAUCUGCUGAACUAAGGAUUGUAUUGGUGAUUUCUAGCAAGAAAAAAGUUAUAGGAUUUUUGUCUAGAAUCUCAACCUGGCAACAAUAGUCCCUAUGUAACCUGGGCUAGCCAGGGGCCUGGGGCAAAGUGUCAGUGGGGAGGUUAAGGAGAAGGGCAGGCAGCAAGCAUCACUUCAGGGGACCAAUAUACUUAGAUAUUUAGGACAUCACCUUGUUUUUAUAUGCAACACAAGCCUGUCUGCCACCCUGGAGCAUCCCGGCCCCUGCUAUAGUAGCUGUUGGCUUCAGGGUGAGAAGUGAGAAGCAGCUUGUUGGAUGUCAGGGAGCCAGGCCCUGGGGGCAGGCGGGAUGGAGAAAGAGAAGGAAGGGGCUCUGGGAAUUUUAAGCCAGCAGAUGAGGCAGCAUUCACAGUGUUAGUCCAACGUGUUGGACAGUGUCAGUCCAACGUGUUGGACAGUGUCGUUAGCCUUGUGUGUGGCCAGCGAUAGUCUGGACAGACCAGGGAGACUCUGGGUCUGAGCCCAGGCUUCCAGCAUGGAUCAGCUGCUGAAGCUUUCCUUCAGGCUCUUCUUCAGCAAGGACCCUACACAGGAUAGCAGGAGGGAGGGAUCAGGUGGCCUUAGCAGAAGGGAACCGAUGAGGGCAUUUCUAGAACCAUCUCAGGCACUUCUGCAUUACAGAGGCCCCAUCCUUCCUGACCCUCCAGAGAUGUCCGGGGACAGACAGAGGUCAGGGAGCCAGACUCAGGGGUCAGGAACAGGGACAGGCAGCACGCGGGGCAUGGAGCAGGUGAGCCCUGACAGGGAGGAGGGGCUCUAGUGGAAGUCGGCCACGCUGCUGGCCACAGGCCCAGGUGGGCACAAUCUCCUUUGCGCUUUGCACAAACCUGAAUUCCCCACCAGAGAGGAUGUGUGUGAGGAGCAAGAAACACUGAAUCCAAUUAAGAGAAUAAUAAUAAUAAUAAAUUAUCUUGGACAAGAACCCUGUUUUUCAUUUCCUAACCCCGCAUUCCUGAUGGGUGGCAGAUCCUGGGCUUCUGUGGGUGGGCGAGCCUGGCUGGGCACAGCUCUGAGAAUGAAGCACAGCACGUUUGUUGGUGGGAGGAGCCGCAGGGGCAGGGGCACACUGACUCACAGGGACACACGGAAUACACACACACACAAGCGCACGUGCGCACACACACUUCUCGGUUCCGUGGUUCUUCUUUCGCCCGCACAGAACAUGAUUCACUGCCCACAUUCUAGCUGCACUGGGUCUGUCCCAUCUCCAUCUUUGCCUGGAGCAAGCAGGUCCUGUAUCCUCCCCGGCCAGUUCCCAAGGCCCCCCACCCCAGCAGUACCUGGUGAGUUAGUGAUUCUCAGGGGG